Malaya genurostris is the source of this 630-nucleotide messenger RNA. Its product is annotated as microsomal glutathione S-transferase 1-like. Lineage: Eukaryota; Metazoa; Arthropoda; Insecta; Diptera; Culicidae. Gene Ontology annotation, cellular component: membrane. Bases 92 to 544 code for a protein of 150 amino acids. The transcript has 3 exons. The record is from RefSeq and is a predicted model, not a curated record.
CUAGCCGCGCAAUAUUUCAGUCAGAGAUAAACGGUCUUAUUUAGUGGAUGUGCCGUUCAGUUUCACGGAAACAACGCACAAAACAGUCAAAAUGGUCCAGCUUUUCAACAAUGUCAACGAAGAGGUUUACCGGGCGUACGUUUUCUGGUCCGCUGUGUUGGUCGGCAAAAUGCUGAUUAUGUCCAUCCUGACAGGUCUUCAGCGUUUCCGUAAGAAGGCUUUUGUCAACCCAGAAGAUAUAGCUACAAUGCCAAAGUUGAAACUGAAGUUUGACGAUCCUGAUGUAGAACGAGUUCGAAGAGCUCACCGCAACGAUCUGGAGAACAUUCUGCCGUACUUCGUGAUUGCAUUCUUCUACAUUCUGACCAAUCCGGACGUGUGGAUUGCCACGAAUAUUUUCCGUGCCGUAGCUGCGGCUCGGAUUCUACACACACUGGUUUACGCCGUGGUGGUCAUCCCGCAACCAGCUAGAGCGAUCGCCUUUUUCGUUCCGUUCGUUGCCAGUCUCUACAUGACAGUCAUGACGGUUACGUUCUUCCUGUAGGAUGGUGGUACUAUUUAAGCCUUUUUCCUACUGUUUAUGGCUGAAACAAUUGCAUGGUGUUUUUUAUAAAACGUUUGAAAACUGAA